GUCUCGUUGAAUAACGAGAACGGCCAUUUUGGUAACAUUUCUAGCGAAAAAAAAGAGUGAACACUAUUUAUUUUGUUGAUAAAGUGGCCAUUUCAAGGCCCUUUUUAAGCAUGAAUGCCUCUCUCAAAUCCACUUAAACGUACCUUGUCAGAGGAAAAUAAGUCGGAGGCUAAAAAAACAAGAUUUUGCGAAGAUCAAAGUAGAAAGUUAUCUGAUGCUGAAGAAGCUGCUGAAAAUUUACUAAAACUCGCCAUGGCAGAGCCCCAAAGAAAAGCUAAUUUUUCAGCACUUAAUACAUCAAAUUCUAACGGCAUGAACAAGAAUAAUCAGGCAGUAGGAGCUGUUAACAAACAAGGCACUGCCAAGAAGCUGGUUAUCAAAAAUUUCAAAGAAAAGCCCAGCAUGCCAGCUAAUUUUCAAGAGGUGACCUGGGAAAAAUUGCAAGGUGCAGUAGAUGCUAUUCACAGUAGCUGUUCCAUUCGUUAUAGUUUGGAAGAAUUAUACCAAGCUGUGGAGAAUAUGUGCAGUUACAAGAUGGCAACUGGUUUAUACUCACAACUAAUGAAUCGAUGCCAGAAGCAUGUCAGGGCAAACCUUGGACAAUUCUUGGCUGAAACUCUGGAUUAUGAACAGUUCCUUAAGCUUAUCGACAACUGUUGGCUGAAUCAUUGUAGGCAAAUGAUAAUGAUUCGAAGUAUUUUUCUGUAUUUGGAUCGAACUUAUGUGCUUCAAAACUCAUCCAUUCUAUCUAUAUGGGACAUGGGCCUAGACCUAUUUCGACAACAUAUUAUAUCUGAUAAAGUAGUUGAGACUAAGACUGUUGAUGGACUGCUUAAACUUAUUGAGCGCGAAAGAAACGGCGAAGCAGUCAACCGGCAGUUACUGAAGAGUUUGCUGCGUAUGCUUUCAGAUUUAAAUAUAUAUCAAAAAGCUUUUGAAAAGAAGUUUUUAGAUGCAACAGAAAUGCUCUACACUGCAGAGGGUCAAAGACUUGUUCAAGAGAGUGAGGUAUCUGAGUAUCUGCUACAUGUUGACAAACGACUUGCGGAAGAAAAUGAAAGGUUACUCCUUUAUCUCGAUCAGUCAACAAAAAAACCACUUAUCUCUUGUGUGGAAAAAAAUUUGCUGGAAAAUCACAUGAAACAGAUUCUUCAAAAAGGCCUGGAUCAGCUUUUGGAUGAGAAUAGGAUCUCAGAUCUCACUUUACUUUUUAAACUAUUCAAUCGAGUUAAAGACGGCCUGAAAUACUUGAGACUGGAAUUUGCUGCCUACAUAAAGAAAACUGGCCGUGUGAUUGUUGUUAACCCAAACAAUGACCCAGAGAAAGAUAAAGACAUGGUACAGCAAUUGCUUGAUUUUAAAGACAAAAUUGACAUUGUGAUAUUAGUAUGUUUUGAGAAGAACGAAAAAUUUGUCAACUCCAUGAAGGAAAGUUUUGAAUCUUUUAUUAACCAGAGACAGAAUAAACCUGCUGAACUUAUAGCUAAAUAUGUUGAUUCAAAGCUAAGAGCAGGGAAUAAGGAAGCCACAGAAGAGGAGAUGGAAAAACUUCUUGACAAAAUACUCGUAAUAUUCAGGUUUAUACAUGGUAAAGAUGUGUUUGAGGCAUUUUAUAAAAAAGAUUUGGCCAAGAGGUUGUUGGUUGGGAAAAGUGCAUCAGUUGAUGCAGAAAAAUCAAUGCUUUCUAAGCUUAAACAAGAAUGUGGUGCUGCUUUUACAAGUAAACUUGAGGGAAUGUUCAAAGACAUGGAGCUCUCUAAAGACAUUAGUCUUGCAUUCAGACAGAGCCUUCAAAACAGCAAUGAUUCUAUUGAUCUGACAGUUAACAUCCUGACUCAAGGUUACUGGCCUGCCUAUCCUGUCGUAGAAGUUCAUCUUCCAUCAGAGAUGGUGCGGUACCAGGAAGUCUUUAAAAAGUUUUAUUUGGGGAAACACAGUGGAAGGAAGCUUCAAUGGCAGCCUACUUUAGGUCACUGUGUUCUGAAAGCUGAGUUCAACAACUACACAGUAAGAAAAGAAAUUCAAGUGUCUUUAUUACAAACUUUGUGUCUUCUGUUGUUUAAUGAGGGUGAAGAAUAUUCUUUCUCUGACAUAAAGACAGCUACUGGCAUAGAUGAAAUGGAGCUGAAAAGAACAUUACAAUCUUUAGCUUGUGGUAAGGCUCGAGUAAUAUACAAAAAUCCAAAGGGCAAAGAUGUAAAUGACACAGACUCCUUCAAAUUUGCUGAUGAUUUCAAACACAAGUUGUACAGAAUCAAAAUUAAUCAAAUACAAAUGAAAGAGACACAAGAGGAAAAUACAAGCACUACAGAAAGGGUAUUCCAAGACAGACAAUACCAGGUGGAUGCUGCUGUGGUGCGCAUCAUGAAAACACGCAAAACACUCAGUCACAACUUACUUAUUUCAGAGCUGUUUAAUCAGCUCAAGUUCCCAGUUAAGUCGGCUGAUCUGAAGAAGAGGAUAGAAUCAUUGAUUGAGAGAGAAUACAUGGAGCGAGACAAAGAUAACCCCAACACAUACCAUUACGUUGCUUAAAAUCAGGUUUCGGAAUAUCAGUUUAACAUUGUGUAUAGUAUAUUUUGCGCUCACUGGUUUUUGCUUUUCUUUUGGUGUGUUUGUAAAACUGCCAUGAACAUCAGAGAAGCUAAUUCAUGCUAGGCAACACAGCCAUGAUCUUUUGUUAAGCAACUGAUUUGAAGUGGCUGUGAGUAUACUUUAUAAGCAGGUCACCCUCCACACUCAUUCAUAGCAUCACUUUUGAAAUAGUCAUACCUGUGUGAUGGAAUCUGUUGUGAUCAGGAAAGUUUGUAAUGGCUUUAAAAAGUUUCAAGGCUACAUGUUUUGAGGAAAGUUGAUUAUUUUUUUGGUAUUAGUAAUGUAUUGGUUUGAUUUGAUUAUUUUUAACAAUAUUAAAGCUAAGGUAAUAAAAUGAGCUAAUGUCUGUUUAGAUUUUACACAGACACAUCACUCAUUUGUGAAGAUAUAAAAUCUAUUAUGCAUUUGUGGCAAUAGUCUGUUUUAAUAAGUGAAAAUAUUUUUCUUUGUAAGAUUGAAUUGUGUAUUUGAAUACAAGUUUUUAAUGUUCUUGCUGAAUACUUAUGCAUUAGCGUUUAUUUUAGAACAUUGUUCACAUUGGGCCAACUCGUGACAGUUUUGCUGUCUCUAGUAGUAUCUUAGCCAAAAUGUUCUUGUGUGUACUAAAGUAUACAUAUAUCGGUAAAUAAACAGUAAACUUAGGUUUUUGUCAUUUUUUUUAAAAUUGUGUCCCAAGUUAUUAAUCCAAAAAUGUUUAGGAAAUUUUUUUAGUUUGCAUUUGCUAGAAGAGUUUAUUCAUGUUUAGCAGACAGUGCAUCUGGGUAGAAUACAUCCUAAGCAAUUUUUUUUGUUGAUUUUGCAUUUUAGUGUUGACCAAAUUUAGGAUGAAUGAACAAGGGAAAAUUAUGUUGUGUAAAGCAUAUGGACCACUUUGUAGAUUAAUAUUUAGCUUAAUUUUAAGAAGGCAGAAAAUCAGAUGAGAAACUUGAAGCCAAUUAUGUGGUCUUUUCAAUCCAAGUUUCUAAGCAUAGCUACCAAAUUUGUCUCAUGUAUAUUUUAGUGUAAAUAUGUUGCAUUCAAUACCAAUAAAUAAAGCUAUGUAUGACCACCAGAAAA
Molecule: messenger RNA, 3651 nt
Organism: Physella acuta
Lineage: Eukaryota; Metazoa; Mollusca; Gastropoda; Physidae
Product: cullin-4A
Biological process (GO): ubiquitin-dependent protein catabolic process
Cellular component (GO): cullin-RING ubiquitin ligase complex
Molecular function (GO): ubiquitin protein ligase binding
Source: RefSeq, a predicted model, not a curated record